Messenger RNA from Zea mays, 1317 nucleotides. Its product is annotated as outer mitochondrial membrane protein porin. Gene Ontology annotation, molecular function: voltage-gated monoatomic anion channel activity. Gene Ontology annotation, biological process: monoatomic anion transmembrane transport. The transcript is spliced from 7 exons. Bases 219 to 1049 code for a protein of 276 amino acids. The record is from RefSeq and is marked validated. Gene Ontology annotation, cellular component: mitochondrial outer membrane. NCBI's taxonomy places the organism in Eukaryota, Viridiplantae, Streptophyta, Magnoliopsida, Poales, Poaceae.
GUGUGCACCUUACAAGAGAGAAGUCGGCCCAAGUAGCGUGCGCGCAGAAGCUACUCCCGAAGAGUCGCUCUCCUGCGUCCACGCCUCGCUUGCGGCGACUAGGGCGACUGCCGCCGCCGCCCUUCGCCCAGCUGCCCAGGUCUUCGUCGGGCGCUUUACCGGUGAAGAGCGCCCACCAUACCAGAUUGGCCACCAGAGGAUUGCUACAUUUGGGAAGGAUGAGCAAAGGCCCUGUUCCAUUCGCCAACAUUGGGAAGAGAGCAAAAGAUCUCUUGUACAAGGACUACAACUUUGACCAAAAGUUUUCUUUGUCGACAUGUUCUAACUCUGGUUUGAAUCUCACAGCCACUGGUGUGAAGAUCAAUGAAGACUUCAUUGGUGAUAUACGGACACAGCAUAAAAGCGGCAGAACCACUGUUGAUGUCAUAAUCGAUAGUGAUUCUAAAGUGUCAACCACAGUCACUGUUGAUGAAGCACUAACUGGUUUGAAGACUUCAUUUGCCUUCAAGGUUCCAGAUCACAAGUCUGGGAAGCUUGAUCUGCAAUAUGCCCACAAUCGUUUUUCAAUGAAUUCGACCAUUGGUUUGACAUCAACACCUUUGGUUGAGCUCGCUGCAACUGUCGGCACAAGUGAACUUGCCAUUGGUGCUGAGUUCGGGUUUGAUAGUACUUCAGCUGCUGUUACCAAAUACAACUCAGGGGUUGGAUACAACAAGUCUGAUUUCUCUGCUUCCUUGCUACUUGCUGAUAAAGGGGAGACUUUGAAGGCAUCUUACGUUCAUUUAUUCAAUCCGACCAACGGGGCUACAGUUGCAGCUGAGGUAACACACAAGCUGAAAACCAAGGAGAACUAUUUCACACUUGGGAGCUCCCAUGCACUUGAUCCUUCAACAUUGCUAAAGACGAGAUUCAGCAACUCGGGGAAGGUCGGUCUGCUCUGUCAGCAUGAGUGGAGGCCAAAGUCCCUCGUGACUCUUUCAGCUGAGUAUGAUCCAAAGGUGGUAAGUGCGCCUUCAAGGAUCGGCGUGGCCAUAUCGCUCAAGCCUUGAGAUAUGGGUCAAGUCACCUUCUGUAAAACAGUACAAGCGUUACGUACUGAUACUCGUGUCCAAGAACAUAAACUUUUGGAGCGAUACCUAGAACAACCCUCUCCAUUUUAGCCUUGUUUUUGGUAAGAGCCUUGGGCAAAGAAGUGUUGUCAGGGAGUUGGACUUGUUUUGUGGAAUGUUUCCAUUAAGAGCCAACCCCACACCGAGGAUUGCAAACACAGAAGUUUGUAUUAGUGCAGAAGUUUCACUCUGCGAUAUUUUUUCCCCA